This is a messenger RNA of Paecilomyces variotii, 1788 nucleotides long. RefSeq names its product carotenoid oxygenase. The record is from RefSeq and is a predicted model, not a curated record. The transcript is spliced from 2 exons. Gene Ontology annotation, molecular function: carotenoid dioxygenase activity. Lineage: Eukaryota; Fungi; Ascomycota; Eurotiomycetes; Eurotiales; Thermoascaceae. Gene Ontology annotation, biological process: carotene catabolic process. The coding region runs from base 1 to 1788 and encodes 595 amino acids.
AUGGCAAGUAUCCCUGCGGUUUCCUUGCGUAGGGUACUUUCUCCUAAACGAUUAUCUCAGGGUGUGCAACAGGUUACCAAGCAGGAGCCAGUCCAGCCAGUCCGUCCAUACAAUGACUGGCCGAAUGACCUUGGGUUUAACACCACAUAUGAAGAGAAGACACCUGUCGAGCUACAGGUAAAAGGUCAUAUACCCCCAUGGGCGGCGGGAGUUCUCUACCGUGUCGGAACAGGGGCCAACGAAAUCGACACUGAGAAAGGCACGAAGUUUAAAGUCAAGCACUGGUUUGAUGGUCUUUCGGUUGUCCAUCGUUUCCAGAUUGGAGCUCCUGAGAACGAUAAUGGUCCCGUUCGAGUUAUAUACAACUCACGCAGUACUUGUGACGGGCUCAUAGAAAAGAUCCGGAAAACAGGUAACCGUGAGGGCGUGACAUUCGCAGCGAAAUAUGACCCUUGUACCUCAUAUUUCAAAAAGACAAUGUCCAUGUUCAAAUCGUUUCGGCCUGCUGAGAUGAAGCCAAAUGAGCGCACCGUUCCCGUGACUGUAUCGGUCAAUUUCCCCGGCCUUCCUACCUCGGGUCAGCGACAUGCUUCUGGAAUCGAAACACUAUGCAGCAAGACGGACGCCAAUGUCUUGCAGACCUUGGAUCCAGAGACUUUGGAGCCAAUUGGAAUUACUUCUCAAACUAUUCUCCAUCCGGAUCUCAAGGGCCCUAUGUCUUGUGCUCAUGCAAAGUCCGACCCUAUCUCAGGUGAUGUCUUCAACUACAACCUCGAAAUCGGUCCAACAUCGACAUAUCGCAUUUUCCGAGUGUCCGCUUCGACGGGAAAGACAUCUAUCCUAGCCACUUUCAACACAAGUGCUGCAUAUAUCCACUCGUUUUUCCUGACGCAAAACUACGUGAUUCUGUGCGUGUGGAAUUCUUACUUUACCGCAAACGGUGCUACCAUUCUGCUGAAUCAAAACAUAAUGGAUUCUAUAUCAGGCUACGAUCCAACCAGGCCCAGUAUAUGGUAUGUGGUAGAUCGUCGCUCUCCAGAGGAAGGAGGACAAGGUGUGAUAGCCACUUACGAAAGUGAUCCCUUCUACUGCUUUCACACCGUCAACGCGUAUGAACAACCAUCUGCUGAUGGUAAUGGAGUCGAUAUCAUCGCGGAUCUUGCUUCAUAUAGCAGUCAUAACGUCAUGAAGCGGUUCUUCUUCGAGAAUCUCUAUUCCACGUCCACUAAAGCCGCAGAACAUGCAGACCCAGCAGAUGCCUCAACCCGCGCCCAAUAUAAACGCUUCCGUCUUCCAUCCAUACCUUCAUCGCCGACAAAAUCACGACAGAAAGCCGUCCUCGAGUUCGUGGGUAACCCAUUCGAGACCCCCGAACUGCCCACAAUCAAUCCUUCUUACGUGCUCCGACCUCAUCGUUACGUCUACGGUAUCGCAGAUACCGGGAAAGCGUCCUUCCUUGAUGGCCUAAUCAAAUAUGAUACAAAGGCCAAAACCGCUCUCGUCUGGAGUGAGCACGGCCAGAGCGCUGGAGAGGCUAUUUUCAUCCCUCGUGAGCCCGGCGUUGUAUCUGAAGACGGAGAAGGUGAGGACGAUGGCGUGCUGCUCACUGUUGUCCUUGACGGCCCGGUUGGCCGGUCCUACCUCCUUGUCCUCGAUGCAAAGACCAUGAAGGAGGUUGGACGUGCUGAGCUGAAAGGAGCUGCUGGGUUCGGAUUUCAUGGCACGCAUGUCUCUGCGAGGGGAAGUACAGGUGUCGGUGGAGAGCUUGGGCGAGGCCUUGACUUUUAA